Dichotomopilus funicola is the source of this 684-nucleotide messenger RNA. RefSeq names its product ribosome-inactivating protein. Bases 1 to 684 code for a protein of 227 amino acids. The transcript has a single exon. The record is from RefSeq and is a predicted model, not a curated record. NCBI's taxonomy places the organism in Eukaryota, Fungi, Ascomycota, Sordariomycetes, Sordariales, Chaetomiaceae. Gene Ontology annotation, biological process: negative regulation of translation. Gene Ontology annotation, molecular function: rRNA N-glycosylase activity.
AUGGCAAACGCUCAAUUCACCCUCGAUCUCGCCGUCGAUCGGGACGAUGGCGACGCCGCCUACAAGACCAUGAUCGAAGAUAUACGGCGGCGACUCACAGCGGAAUGGAUUGCGGGUGUUCGGGUCCUGACUCCCCAAGUCCCCGGGCGGCAGCAGUUCUUCGACGUGAACCUGUCGUACAAGAACAAACCGGACGAGCCGACUCACACCGUCCGGGCACGAUUCCGCACCGACAACCUCUACAUGGUCGGUUAUUUCACAAACCCCAAUACCUGGCACGGACUGGAGGGAGGCGAGAACUACAGCGACUUGACGUCAAACGCACGCAUGAGAUUGGAGAAUAUUUCGCUAAGCGCCGGCGACAUCGGUUCUGCGAUUACCAUUCUGGGGAGCGGCGUGACCCAUCCGGGCCAGAAAGCGCGUGCCACGCUGACGUUGAUCUUUGCCAUGUCGGAAGCUUCCAGGUUCCGGGACAUUUCCGACCUCGUUGUCGACUCAUGGUGGACUGGAUCGAGUCUGGGCCUGACGAAUGCCAAUCGGGCUGUGAAAUGGUCGAAACUGUGCCGCGCGGUACAGGACACGGAGAUCAAGAAGUACGCCUUCGAUUUCGAUGGCGAGUCGUCGGGCAUCACGGAUUUCAAAAGCGCUACCCGCUCCCUUGGUAUCAUGUUGAAGACGGAGUAG